CAUCACUUGUUCCGAGUUUGCUGGGGGAAACAAGAGAGAAAGAGGAGGGACGUGGGAAAAGGAAACUUGUGGGUGUAGUCGGGGUGGGACGUUGACUUUAGCGCUUCUGUCGUCACCGCGCAGGGUUAUUAAAGCCACGGACCGCGACCGCGAGCCCCUCCACGCGCGCUUCGACCACCGCCGGCGUUCCACCGUUCCCGGAUUCGGCCACGUCCUCCCUCGGUGCUGCUGCGAGGCUGAUCGGUAAUCGGAGAUGGCCACGGAUGACUUGGAAAUGAACGGCGACGCCGACCGGAACGGCGAGGCGGAGGUUCCACUGCACGACCACCAGAUGAGGCCGAGGAGACCCAUGAACAUGAACCAUUACGCCAAUAAGAAGAGCGUGGCCCAGAGCAUGCUGGACGUGGCUCUGCUCAUGGCCAACGCGUCGCAGUUGAAGGCCGUCCUGGAGCAGGGCCCGGCCUUCUCCUUCUACACGCCGCUCAUCAUUCUCAUCAGCAUCUCCCUCACCCUGCAGAUCUUAGUGGGAAUUCUGCUCAUUUUCAUCGUGAAGUGGAACCUGAACGACGAGCGCAUGCACUACAGGUUGAACGUGAUGGAGAAUUUGGCCACAGCCUUCGUCUUUGUCAUCGUGGUGGUCAACGUCUUCAUCACGGCCUUCGGCGUCCAAAUGCCCAACAGCGAUAAGUGACCUCAAACAAAUCGAACACUCUCGGCGGUCCGGCCGGCGGAUUUACCAGAAAUGCGCCGACGGACGGACAACUUAUUUACUCUGCCUACAAACCGUCUGGCAAACGCGCGCACAGACGCGUUUGCUCUGGAAUUUGACCUCGCAGGCUCGAGGAAAACAAACGUACGCCGAGGAUCAAACGGCUCGGUCAAGUGGACGCGAGCCGCUUUAACACCGAGCGUGUUCGGUUUUCUAACUGUGGUCAGUAAUGAGAUUUCUUCCUGUGUUUGUAUCUUUUACAUCAUUUUUUUAUUCUCAUUUUUUUAAAUAUCAUGCUCAGGUCACUGUGAUUAAACAACUGCCUUCUCCCACGGACACCGUUAGUGUUAACGUUUCGGACUGGAUGCGAGUGAGCGAUGGCGUCACCCGUCGUCCCAAAUCGCCUUAACAGCUUUUGCCUGACUGCAUGUUUCAACUAAACCGAACUAAUGUUACACUUGACGUGGCCUAAAAGCUUUUGUUUUGGGAAGAAUAGAAAGAAAAAAAAAAGUUUACUAUUUUCAGCAUCCACCAGAUGCAACUCAUUGUUUUAUUGGAUACUUUCUAUGCAACCACUACUGUGUAUUUAAUUUGACUAAUCCAUAUUUUACUUUAAGAGUAUGUUCUUUUAUUUGCUCCAGUGAUGCCUCGGUUCUCGACCGCAAUCCGUUCCAGAAAACAGUUAGGGAAGUGAUUUGUUCGAAAACCCAAUCAAUGUUUCCCAUUACAAUGAAUGGAAAGAGAAAUAAUGCGUUCCAACCCUGAAAAAAUUGGGCUUUUUAAAGCAUUUUUUUAGGUUUUGCUGAUAAUAAACCGCAUAGUAGAAAUAUAUGUAUAGUUUAAAUACUUUAUAUCAUAAAAUAAUUUAAGAAAUACAUUUACUUUUUGCUUAAAAUGUAUGCUUUAGGAGUAAAGUACGCUAAGCUGGGAGCGCAAUGCCGUAUCUGUCGCGACUCGGCCCCCAGCCUUGUAAACUUUUUUUAUGAACAAAAGUGCAGAAUAACUUCAAACAAGCCUUCUUUGGAGCCAUGAUUGGGGGUUAAUACGGUCGUCCUCGAUAAGAAGAAAAACAACAGUCACUACCGGGACACGUCUGUGAUCAGAGGCUGCGUUAUACAGAAGAACAAAAGUGUGCUAGCUGCAACGUGCGCGUUACGUCAUUUUCGUUUUUCCAGGGGCCGUUUGAAUUGACGAUAACAAGACGCGAAGUGGGUGGGUCAACUGCUUCCGCCACACGCGAUGUUAUUUCCGGGUUUUUUCUGAGGGGUUGUUCAAAUAGACAAUAACAAAAUGCGUCGUGGGUGGGUCAGCUGUUUGCAUUGCGUACAUUAUGUUAAUUCUGGGUUUUUGUCGGGGGGUGUUUGAAUUGACAAUAACAAAGCGCAUCGUGGGUCAGCUGGUCUGGCCACGCGCAUUAUGUUAUUUCCGGGUUUUGUCGGGAGCGUUCGAAUAGUGAUUUUCGUUCGAAAACAGAAGCAAAAUAAAUCUCGAAAUUUUCUUUCAGAAACCGAUUUGUUAGAAAAUGGGGACGUUUGAGAACCGAGGCUUUGGUAUACUAAAAUCUUUUGGAUUUUACUAUAUGAUCUAAUACACACUGUGAUGACUAUUUUAAAUUAAAGGUCUGAUGAAACAAA
Messenger RNA from Syngnathoides biaculeatus (alligator pipefish), 2343 nucleotides. RefSeq names its product ninjurin 1 (gene ninj1). Gene Ontology annotation, biological process: tissue regeneration; cell adhesion. NCBI's taxonomy places the organism in Eukaryota, Metazoa, Chordata, Actinopteri, Syngnathiformes, Syngnathidae. The transcript has 3 exons. The record is from RefSeq and is a predicted model, not a curated record. Bases 254 to 691 code for a protein of 145 amino acids. Gene Ontology annotation, cellular component: membrane.